Messenger RNA from Haemonchus placei, 390 nucleotides. The record is from the annotation of a GenBank genome assembly. Lineage: Eukaryota; Metazoa; Nematoda; Chromadorea; Rhabditida; Trichostrongylidae.
AUUUACAAGAAAAAACGAGGCCUUGCCAAGGGUAAUCGCAUAGCACCUGUGUUAGCAGUCAUCUUCUUGGACCACAUCGAGAAGUCAUCACUGACUAGUGGAAUUUUGUUCUACAAACGUUAUAUUGAUGACGUGUUCAUUAUCGGAACGACGGAAGAAGACCUUGUGGAGACAUUGAAGAGACUUCACUCUCACGAUGCUAAAAUAACCUUGACAACGGAAGAUCCGGAGAGGGAUGGAUUCUCUCCAUUCUUCAAUGCGAAAACACGAAUAGUGAAGGUCAUAAGGAACACCUAUGGUGUAGAAAAAGUGCUUCGUCAAACAUCUUGUUGCAUUCUAGAAGCGCACAUCCCAUUUAUAUGGAAACAAACGUCGUGCGGAAUCUUCUGA